UCUAUCCCUGAUUGGAAUGCGAGAGGAGAAUGGGGAGGAACAGAUUUGUCUAUCCAGAAUGGAUAUAAUCUCAACAACUUUUGCUGCGCCGAACUCAUCAGAGGAUACGAAUUCCACGAGUGCCCCGAGGCCUCUGCCUCACUCCCAGAGCGCGGCCGUCUUCAUCGUGCUCAUGGUCACUGUUAUCAUUCUGGUGACGAUCGUGGGAAAUGUACUGGUUGUGGUGGCCGUUUUCACCAGCCGUGCGCUCCGUGCGCCGCAGAAUCUCUUCCUUGUCUCCUUGGCAUCGGCAGAUAUCUUAGUGGCUACCUUGGUCAUACCUUUCUCCCUCGCCAACGAGGUCAUGGGUUACUGGUACUUUGGGAGCACCUGGUGUGCCUUCUACCUGGCCCUUGACGUCCUCUUCUGCACGUCCUCUAUUGUGCACCUCUGCGCCAUAAGCCUGGACAGGUACUGGUCUGUAACCAAAGCUGUUAGCUAUAACCUGAAGAGGACGCCAAAGCGUAUUAAGUGUAUGAUCACCGUGGUCUGGGUCAUAUCUGCGGUCAUCUCUUUCCCACCGUUGCUUAUGACCAAACACGACAAGCACGAGUGCUUGCUCAACAACGAAACAUGGUAUAUUCUCUCAUCUUGCCUGGUCUCAUUUUUCGCCCCUGGACUAAUCAUGAUUCUGUUGUAUUGUAAAAUAUAUAGAGUGGCCAAGCAGCGCGCAUCGACCGUGUUCGCGGCCAAGAACGGGAUGGAGAGACAGCCUUUGGAGUCGGAAACUUGCUUUGUGCCCAGGGGGAAAUUUGAGGUGGAGAGCCCCAGCAGCCCCAGUUUAGGUGGCCACCCACGGAAAGGAGAGCUGGACGAUAUAGACCUGGAAGAGACCUGUGCCCCCGAUAGCAAACCCAAGAAAUGCCACUUCUCCAAGAGAGGGAAAGUGGAGGGACCGAACACGUUCACAAAACAGAGUUGCCGCGCGCCAUCGGCUUCGAAACGCAACGCACAGCUCUCUCAGGACCAAAGGACGAGACAGAUGUCACUGUCAAAGACAAAACUGGCACAGAUGCGUGAAAAGCGCUUUACAUUUGUCCUUGCAGUGGUGAUGGGGGUGUUUGUACUCUGCUGGUUCCCAUUCUUUUUUACAUACAGUCUGCACGCAAUAUGCAGAGAUAGUUGCCCGAUUCCGGAUGCUCUCUUCAAUCUGUUUUUCUGGAUUGGUUACUGUAACAGUUCAGUGAACCCUAUAAUUUAUACAAUAUUUAAUCGCGAUUUUCGGAGAUCUUUCAAAAAGAUCAUAUGCCAGACUUCACACACAUAACGUUUAUUUCAAUCACCCCCCCCCCCCCGUGUGUGUCUCUGUGUCUCUGUGUCUGUGUGUCUGUCUGUCUGUCUGCCUGUCUGUGUGAAUGAAUAAAAUAGAAAAAUAGAGAGAGAGCAAGGAGUGAGUGCCUGCUUACGUUCUGUUGCGUUUAGUAUCUGUCAAUUGAUUAGCCUACUUAGGAGAUGUGUAACACUUGUUUGUAGAAUACUGCAAUACUAUUUUUUUAAAUUUAACCUACUUUUUACGUCUUGUAACAUGGACUUCAAAUUUGAAGAAGUGAGUUUGUAACCUCCAGAUGAUG
Molecule: messenger RNA, 1610 nt
Organism: Oncorhynchus nerka (sockeye salmon)
Lineage: Eukaryota; Metazoa; Chordata; Actinopteri; Salmoniformes; Salmonidae
Product: alpha-2Db adrenergic receptor-like
Exons: 1
Coding region: 17-1306 (429 amino acids)
Biological process (GO): adenylate cyclase-activating adrenergic receptor signaling pathway
Cellular component (GO): plasma membrane
Molecular function (GO): alpha2-adrenergic receptor activity; epinephrine binding
Source: RefSeq, a predicted model, not a curated record